AUGGUUAUCCGCACCACUAAUAGCCAACUCCGGGGGACAACUCUAAAAGUCUUAGUUGCUAAACUCCACACUCUGCAUAAACCAACCCAUUCCCUGAUGCUCAUAUGGGGUUUGGAGAAGUGCGGGGGAGGGGGAGGGGCUGAUAAGCGUACGGGUUUUAACCCUAUAAUUGAACUUAGUCUCGCUUUUGUGAGGGAUUCCGAGUGGAAACGGAUCCGUACAGUAAUGACAGCUAUGUUUACGACCGCAAAAGUCAAACGACUGACUCCUUUAAUCCUCAAAUGCGUGGACACUAUGAACGACAAUAUCGACAACAUUAUUGGCAAAAGUAAUGGCAAACUAUCGGCACCGGUAGACGUGAAACCACUAACAGGUGCCUAUGCUAUGGAGAGUAUAAUAAAUGUGACCUUCGGCGUGAAGGUGUCAGCAAUGGCUGACCCUAACAACCCUAUUAUAGAAAAUAUCCGCAAGAUUAAUAAGCAGAGUUUAUUAUCCUGGGUGAGAUUAUCAAUCAUACUGUUAGCUCCAUAUGUGGCCAGAAUGUUGAGAUUAUCGCAGUUGGAUCAUAAAGUUACGCAAUAUUUCCGCGACCUUACGCUAAAUCUAAUCGAUGAGAGGAAUCGUGUGUCGGAAACCGAAAGAGCCGUAAAAAGGGUCGACUUUUUGCAACUAAUGUUGGAUUCAAUGAGAGAUAAGAGCAAUGAGACGAUCGAUGGGUCCGAAGAAUAUACGGAUAGUGGAAGUGGAGAGAAAUAUCGGGAGAUACGGGCCACGGCUAGCAUGAGGGGUAAUGGUCUUUCAUACGACGAGAUCGUAGCCCAAUGUGUAAUGUUUAUGUUAGCUGGGUACGAUGGCGUUUCCGUCACGAUAUCCAUAUGUUUGUAUGCAAUCACUAAACACCCGGAAGUCCAGCAAAAACUAUACAAAGAAAUUCAUACAUUUCACGAGCAAAAGGCGGCGUGCACAGAGUAA
This is a messenger RNA of Oppiella nova, 972 nucleotides long. Lineage: Eukaryota; Metazoa; Arthropoda; Arachnida; Sarcoptiformes; Oppiidae. The record is from the annotation of a GenBank genome assembly.